GGCCAACUGAUAUGCAACCGACAGCACAAUACAACGACGCAUAAGGAAAAAAAGCUGAUAUUUCUUCUUCGGUUCUUCCACCCAAGCGUACCAAAUCCAUAUCCGUUGACCGCACCGCAAGAUGGAUUGUUUGGGUUGGGUGGUGGUCCCGUGCUGCUACCAAUAAGAUGUGCCUGCUUGAUCUCAAAAACCAAAACAAGUAAUUACAGGCGCCGAAGAAAGGAAGCAAAGAUGGGAGGUCCGAGGGCUUUUGCCAGAAACAACAUGUUCUUCAUCAUAUGUCUGCUUACGUUGUUUCUCCAAACAAAGGUAUUAUGCGUAACGUACAAGGUUGGAGAUUUAGAUGGUUGGGGAAUCCCCGCCUCUUCAAACCCAGACGUCUACACCAAAUGGUCCAAACAUCUCAAUCUCAAGAUCGGAGAUUCCAUCUGGUUCUUGUAUCCACCAAGUCAAGAUUCAGUGAUCCAAGUGACGGCUGAGUCUUACAAGAGUUGUAACCUUAAAGAUCCCAUACUGCACAUGAACGACGGUAACUCCCUGUUCAACAUAACUUCAAAUGCAGUAUACUACUUCACCAGUGGAGAAGCAGGGCAUUGCCAGAAGAAGCAGAAGCUUCGUAUUGUUGUUGGUGACGGUAAGGACGUUUUGCCGUCUGAUGCUCCGACUGCUUCAUUGACGGGGAACGCGGCCGACGCGCCUUCCUAUCCCACUGUGUUUGGAAGCAUUCCUGUUACGGCUUCUUCUUCUGCUCCUUCCUCGUCUUCUUCUUCUGUUUCCUGUCUUUUCUUCUUCACCCUUCUGGGAUUGGUCCUCUCUCUAUUUCAUUAGUCACUGUUCAUUUCUUCUUUGAUUAUGCCACACUCAUUUCUUUUUUUCUUUUUAAUUUAUUUAAGGAAUUCUUUUGGCAAAUAUAUGAUUUUGUUUGAUGUAAUCCUUUCUGGGGCACUGAAAUGUGAAAGCGAUCGUGAUUGGAGGGGUUUCUUGUUCUUUGAUCCA
Messenger RNA from Neltuma alba, 996 nucleotides. RefSeq names its product mavicyanin. The record is from RefSeq and is a predicted model, not a curated record. Bases 232 to 828 code for a protein of 198 amino acids. Lineage: Eukaryota; Viridiplantae; Streptophyta; Magnoliopsida; Fabales; Fabaceae. Gene Ontology annotation, cellular component: plasma membrane. Gene Ontology annotation, molecular function: electron transfer activity. The transcript is spliced from 3 exons.